This is a messenger RNA of Thalassophryne amazonica, 1410 nucleotides long. RefSeq names its product cytohesin-4-like. Gene Ontology annotation, biological process: regulation of ARF protein signal transduction. The coding region runs from base 40 to 1221 and encodes 393 amino acids. NCBI's taxonomy places the organism in Eukaryota, Metazoa, Chordata, Actinopteri, Batrachoidiformes, Batrachoididae. Gene Ontology annotation, molecular function: guanyl-nucleotide exchange factor activity. The transcript is spliced from 13 exons. The record is from RefSeq and is a predicted model, not a curated record.
UCCUGUUCAGUCUUCAGUCACUCGUCACCGACAACAAACAUGGCCAUCCGCAGAAAAGACAGCUUCCUCUGGGGGAAAGCUCCGGCAGCACCCAGGCAGGGUGAAGCAAUCAAGAUCCACAAGUUUGAGCUCCAGGACGACAUCCAGAAGCUGCGGAUGGAGAUUGACCACGUCAUCCAUGACCCUGAGCAGGACGAGCAGAAUAAAGCUGUCGUGAGGAACAGAAGAUUCUUACAUGGAAAAAAGAAAUUCAACAUGGACCCCAGAAAGGGUGUCCAUUACCUGGUGGAACACGACCUGCUGGAAUGGCGAGCAGAUUCAGUGGCAGAGUUUCUUUACAAAGAGGAGGGACUGAGCAAGACCGCCAUCGGGGAUUUUUUGGGAGAAAGGGAUGAAAUGCACCUGGAGAUCCUGAAGUCCUUCGUGGGCCUGCAUGAAUUCUCAGACCUGAAUCUGGUUCAGGCGCUCAGGCAGUUUCUGUGGAGCUUCCGCCUCCCUGGAGAGGCUCAGAAGAUUGAUAGGAUGAUGGAGGCGUUUGCAACUCGUUACUGUGACUGUAACCCCGGGGUCUUCCAGUCCACAGAUACUUGCUAUAUCCUGUCUUUCGCCGUCAUCAUGCUGAACACGAGCCUCCACAACCCCAACGUGAAAGACAAACCCAGUCAGCAGAGGUUUGUCUCCAUGAACAGAGGCAUCAAUCACGGAGAGGACUUGUCCAUCGAGCUGCUGACGAAACUGUACACGAGCAUUCGCAGCGAGCCGUUCAAAAUCCCGGAGGACGACGGGAACGACUUGACACUAACGUUUUUUAACCCGGACAGAGAAGGUUGGCUCCUAAAAAUGGGUGGACGAGUUAAAACCUGGAAAAGGAGGUGGUUCAUUCUGACAGACAGCUGCUUGUACUACUUCAAAUACACCACAGAUCAAGACCCAGUUGGGAUUAUUCCCCUGGAGAAUCUGAGCGUCAGGAAAUCACAAGACACAAGCAAACCGUACUGUCUGGAGUUAUACAACCCCAAGGGACAAAAGAUCAAAGCCUGCAAAACUGAGAACAAAGGCCGCGUGGUGCAGGGCAAACACCAGUCCUACAAGCUGAGCGCCGCCAGUGCAGACGAGCGGGACCGCUGGAUCGAUUCCAUCAGGGCGAGCGUCACAAAAGACCCGUUUUACGACUUGGUGUCGGUACGGAAGAGAAAGAUCAUCAGCAACACCUAUAUGUAGCACUGAAAGAGCAGACUCCACAUCAAGACCUGUGUCUGGAUCCCGGGUAUGUCGUCUGGGGUGAGAUCAUCCAGAGCUUCUGAGAAACUGUCCAUAGAAAGAUGCGGCAGGUCCUGCAGAAUUGCUGUGAUGGCUACAAUCAUACAAAAAAAAAAAAAACAUGUGGCACCUUUUUUAAGCUUGCUGGGG